Molecule: messenger RNA, 2682 nt
Organism: Elaeis guineensis (African oil palm)
Lineage: Eukaryota; Viridiplantae; Streptophyta; Magnoliopsida; Arecales; Arecaceae
Product: G-type lectin S-receptor-like serine/threonine-protein kinase LECRK2
Biological process (GO): protein phosphorylation; recognition of pollen
Molecular function (GO): protein serine/threonine kinase activity; ATP binding
Source: RefSeq, a predicted model, not a curated record
CGAAGAAAAUCUGAUGGCUUCUUUUCAUAAAUAUAUCCCUCAGUGAAGGACAACAUUCUCAUCUUCCAACCAUGGCUUCCGUACUUCUCUCAACCCCGUUAGUUCUCCUAUUCUUACCUUCUCCAGCUAUAGUGAAUGCUCAAAAACAGACCAACGUCACUCCAGGCAUGUCCAUCUCUACCACUUCUGGAUCCAUGAGCUGGUCAUCCCCCUCGGGCCGCUUCGCCUUUGGAUUCUAUCCAAAAGGCCAGGGCUUCGCCAUUGGAGUAUGGCUUGCAACAACGCCCAAUAUGACUGUCGUAUGGACAGCCAACCGCAACGAUCCCCCGAUCUCCAAUGGCUCCAUUCGGUUUAGCGUUGGUGGUAGCCUUCUCUGGAGCGCCCCUGGUGGCCGGGAGGAGGUCAUUGCUCAGCUUUCUGAGCCUGCCACCAUGGGUUCCAUGCUUGAUACAGGCAACUUUGUUCUCUACAAUUCAAGUCAUGGGAUUGUAUGGUCCACUUUUAGUAUUCCAACGGACACGCUCUUGCCAGGCCAGAGCUUACCGUCCCAAAAUCAGCUCUAUUCGAGCGUAUCUGAAGCUGACCAAAGCCAAGGAAAUUAUCGGCUCAACAAUCAGGAGGACGCAAACCUGGUGCUGUAUGCGGUGGGCACGUCUGAUAUCGCAGAUGAUGCCUACUGGGCUUCAAACACCUUCCUGAUUGGCUUCCCCUUGACACUGAGUUUGAACAGUAAGGGUGUGCUAUACUUGGUAGGAAACAAUAGUCGUUUCACAAAGAACCUGACACAGGCCAAGGCUUCCAGCUCUCAAGGUGGAGGCGAGAUAUAUUACCGGGCGACGCUCGAUCCAGAUGGGAUUCUGCGGCUUUACUCGCACACUUUCUGGAAGAAUGGCAGCUCGACGAAGGCGGUGGAAUGGGCUGCGCUUGACGACCGCUGCCUCGUCAAGGGUGUCUGUGGGCUUAACAGCUACUGUAGUCUCAAAGAAGAUGAAGAACCAGAGUGCCUUUGCCCCCCUGGAUUCGACUAUGUGGACCCCAACCAGAUUCAACGUGGUUGCACAAGGAACUCUACUUCAGGAGAUUGCUCCAACGACCACUCCAAUGGAAAGGACGCAGGACUGGAGAUGCAUGAUAUGAAGAACACAGCAUGGCUCAACAAACCAUUCUACAUUUUUCCAUCGACUACAAGCUUAGAUGACUGCGAGGCUGCGUGUUUGUCUGACUGUUUCUGCGAGGCAGCCUUGUUCAAAGACAAUGUGUGCACAAAACAAAUGCUUCCGCUGAAGUACGGGAGGACGGAUGGCAAUGACACGCUGUUAAUCAAGGUCGGAGCCAUGAAUCCCGGUGAGGGAGCUGUGACUUGUGAAAAGAAGAAUGAUGCUCAUGCCAAGGUCAUAGCUGUGAGUAUUGCUUUAGCUGCAUUCUCAAUCAUUGUGUUGGCCAUAUCAGGCUUUCUUUUCUGGAGGUAUUGGAGAUUCGGAAGGUAUAAGACACUGAAGCAUGACAACUCUGUUCUCGAUGAGGAGACUACACUGAGAUCUUAUUCCUAUAAAGAGUUGGAGAUGGCAACAGAAGAUUUCCGGGAAGAGUUGGGCAAAGGAGCCUUUGGCACAGUAUUCAGAGGGGCAUUCUCCAAAGGAGGAAGGAUGAUUGCUGUGAAGAGACUAGAGAAGAUGGUGGAGGACGGAGAGAGGGAGUUCCAGAGAGAGGUGAAGGCUAUAGGACGAGCACAUCAUAGAAAUCUCGUGAAGCUGUUCGGCUUCUGCAAUGAAGGCUCCAAUAGGCUACUGGUUUACGAGUUCAUGAGCAAUGGUUCGCUCGCAAAGCUCCUCUUCAAGACCAAGACAUACCCAAGUUGGGAGGAAAGAGUUGGGAUCGCAAUGGAUGUUGCCAAAGGGCUGCAGUAUUUGCAUGAGGAGCUUGAGGCCCAUAUCAUUCAUUGUGACAUAAAGCCUGAGAACAUUCUGAUUGAUGAUUUUGGAACUGCAAAGAUAGCUGAUUUUGGGUUGGCCAAGUUAUUGAUGCCUGAUCAGACAAGAACCUUUACAGGGGUGAGAGGCACAAGGGGGUACCUUGCACCGGAAUGGUACAAGAAUGCACCAAUAACAGUUAAGGCUGAUGUCUACAGCUAUGGAAUUGUGUUAUUUGAAAUCAUAUGCUGCAGGAGAAACAUGGAGCUGGAAGAAGAUGGGAAUGUUCGCAUCCUUUCUGAAUGGGUCUAUGAACGCUUCCUGGCCGGUGAGCUGGAAUGGCUGAAGAAGGAUCAAGAAGUAGAUGACACAGAAUUAGAGAGAAUUGUGAAGGUGGGGCUCUGGUGUGUUCAAAAUGACCUCAACUUACGGCCUUCAAUGAAGACUGUGAUUCUGAUGCUAGAAGAUCACAUACAAGUGCCUCUUCCUCCAGCUCCAGCUUCUUUUAUGCUGUGAGACCAUCUAUAGUAAGAAUAAUCAGCCUUUUCUGCGAAGAUGAUCGAGAAUUUCCGAGACUGGAGUUUAUGUAGAAACUAAUAAGGAUGAUGAGAGUUGCAAGAUGUAUUUAAGUUGUUGUAGCAUCUUACAUUUGAGUGUUGAGGGUGAAGCUAGCUUUAUGUGGGAAGGGAAAAGAAAAAUUCUAGCCUUGUAUCUUUGUUUUAAUUAAUGGACCUGAAAUCCAAGCUUAGCUUGUAUCUUUUUAAAAAUUCUA